AUGAACCGUUUCAUUCACGUAACUGCUAUCAUCAGCGUUCUAUUUCAGACAAUGCUGCGAAUUUCAUUUAACCCUAUCGUCGCGUUGAACGAGGUUCAUGCAUCUCAAUUCCAUGGAUACGUCAUGCGUCUCACAUUGUCUUCAGAUAGCAAUCUAGCACUAGAAGGACCAGCCAAUUUUCGCGCCAUUAUGAUACGUUCUCGACACCUGUAUCUCCUGUGCAUGAUGAUCCUGCGAGCAGACUCUGAAAUGUCGAAUGGGGGCGAUAACGCUAUUGUUCUUCAAAUAAACCUCGAUAUUGAGAUAGCGCCGGUGCUCAAUGAGCCAAGGAGACAUUACGAGCCUCUCUUCAACGACUUCUUCUCAGAUGACCUUGUCGAAGACCCGUUGCUUCCAUUGGAGAUGCAUGUUCGAGAAAUGAAGGUUUCGGUUCAUGGUCACAUCGAAUCGGACAUGGCAGAGGCGUUUUGCUACGAAACUGUCAAUCUCGAGUGGACAAGCACGAAGAAGGCACUCCAGUAUAUUACUGUUUCCAGGGAAAUUAGACUAGAAGCAUGGAAAGCUGAACAGCACAUGAGGGCUUUUCAGGUACGGAACGAAGGCAGUUUUGCUGCGCUUCGUAUGCAUCGAGGUAACUCGUGGCCUUCGCUGGAAAUCCAAAGCGGCGAGGGCUUUGUCGAGAACCUCGCUGAGCUGUGUUUCCUGACAACGCUCAACAUGAUACAGUACGCACUCAAGCUGUGCAGUGUACUGCUGAGUAAGGCUGAAAGCUUGGACAUUGGCAUGAGCUUGGGUGCGGAGGUCAUCAUCCGAGCAGGGUACUGGAAAGAUGGACACACGUUCCGGCCCUCGGAUGCUGAUAUUGCGAAGUUCAGAUACUGA
Molecule: messenger RNA, 882 nt
Organism: Parastagonospora nodorum SN15
Lineage: Eukaryota; Fungi; Ascomycota; Dothideomycetes; Pleosporales; Phaeosphaeriaceae
Exons: 2
Coding region: 1-882 (293 amino acids)
Source: RefSeq, a predicted model, not a curated record